AUGCCAACUAUGAGAGCCACAGUCGCACGGUGGCUGUUGCUCCUUGCCCUCCAGUUGGCGGCAGUGUCAACCUCACCAGUUGCGUCAACAUGCCCUGAUGGAUUUUGCUUGUGUACUGGCGACUGCCGUGUUCUUCUGCAAGACGAAAGCUGCUGUCCUCGUGGAGACGGAUGGCUAGAGCAUAUCUGUGGUCCAAAGAGAGCGUGUUGUCGUGAGGGCUGCUGUCUAGAAGGCUGGACCUGCGCUGCUAAUGGAAUGUGUGGACCUCCGCUUCCAUCUAUCUCUGACCCAACCACCAUCAUCACUCUCCGUAAACCUGAACUAUCUUCCCCAACGGCCGAUGACAAUAUCUCUGGCAAAAUCUCCACAAACCCUCAACCCCCUUCUCUUACAACUACUUCAGAACGACGGCUAUCAGAACACACCACGGUAUCAUCCAUAUCAUCACAUAUUUUUGUCACAGCAGGACCCCCAGUCUUAACAUUACCAAGUAACCAAGUCACCACUAGCUCUGAUGAGGUAGUGUCCGGUCCUGGGGAUGCUACUACCAUUCCCAAUAGCCAGCCGACAAGUGGCGAGCCCGAGAAGCCAUCUGAUGCAAGCCGCGAUAUUCCAGAUGGAGAUACCACCUUACCAAACACUCACAUCGUCCCCAUCGCGUUUGAGCCAGCCUCUGCCACCACUUUACCUGGCAGCAUGGUGACUGCCAUUUCCCCCACCAAUCCCAUUUCUCCAGGAACCGAUCUCUCAGAGACAACUCAUACGCCUACCACUGACUCUCGCGGAGGCGAUGACAGGAGUAUCACUACAAUACUCAUCCCCAGUACUGACGGCGGUGGUCCUGCGGCUUCAACUUCUGGCCAAACUCUGUCCGUCAAUGAAACUCUUACAUCCAUUUUGGUUACGAGUGGCACUUUCUCGAUAGCGAUCACCACAACAGACACUCCCACCACGUCACCAUUCGCAACCGGGACACUUGAUUCUAUUCUUCCAUCCCAAGGUGCAACAGAUAGUGCACAUCACAGUCAGGAACCUAGUUCCAUUAUGUCUGUUCCACCGACAUCUGUCGACCCCGUCCCUGGCACUGAGCACUCGAGUCAUGCCGAAGCCAGCAAGUCAAAUGAUCCCCUUCCUACUUCUCUCGUCACAAAGGACCCACUUACUACAGCUCCUGAGUCAACCUCUAAUUCCACAACCACAUUACCCAAUGGUCAGGUUACGACUCUACCCAGGCAUAGUACCAGUGAUGUCACAAAGGCUCCAGAGUCCACUGAAACAGACGGAGUCGUUCCCGUCAUCAUCCCAAUCACAACAACAGUACCCGAUCCAGAGAGAAGCGAUAAUGGUAUCAAGAUUCCCUGCGACAUGUGGUUCUUUGAUCUAUGCCUCGCACCCAUUGGCGGAUGGGGCUUCGUGCUUCCUCCUGGGACUCAUCCACCUGGCCCCCCUCCGAUUAUCAAGAUCGACCCUACCGCACCUAUUAAGGUAGAUAUCACAGGAUCUAUCCCAUGGCCCGGAUUCACUAUCGAUCCGGCCGGUAAUCCAACAUUCUCCAGUAAGCCGGACGACUGUAAGACUGAGACAGCUGAGAUGUGCAUCACUACUACUUCUUAUGGGGUUUCGGUUGAUGGUACUACUACAUCUACAACAGCAACGAGUACCAUUUCCACUUGCGGCACUAUUUACGGAUGUGACGUAAAAGGAGAGGACUCCUCAAGAACUAUCUCUAAAACAACUACAGUUAGCACGGAGACCCCUACUGUAACAGCCAUCAGGCUCACGUGGGAGGAAUGGAAUAUCGAUGAGUAUACAGGAGCACAGCUCAACGACAUAGCAGACGCAGCACAAGCUCGACUCGAUAAGAAGUUUGGUAGAUUGGCAUCUCCUACGUCCCAAAUCACAACGACCAAAGCUACUACCGAGUCUUUCCCCACACUCACCCGAGCUCCUUCUAUUGGUGUUCCAGCUUCGUCUGGCCUCUCUUGCGUUUCUACGGCCACUUAUACAGAAUGUGGGGGCUCAGGUAAUCGAGAAGCCUGUGUCGAGAAGCCCAGUUGUGCGUCUUGGGUCAACACAGCAGUUGUUACCAUGACGACACCGGAGAUAACACCAUUCUGCGACGCGGGCUACGAAACAUACUCGGCGACAGCUCAUGCAGCCAUACCAACUCAGGGCGGUACCUUGAAGUUCUUUAUUCCCGUCUCGGAUGAUAAAGGGUCAGAUUGGGACUUUGUGAUUGACGACGAUAAUGUCAAAGAGGCCGUGAAGAGUUGGAAAGUUGGAAACGAUGAUGACGAUAGCAUUGAGAGUGGAGAUGGUGGGAAAGACCUCGAGAUCAAGUGGGAAGUUCCCGAUGAGUCCAGUGGCAAUUAUGUUGAGUUGCUGUUCAAAACAUCGGAUAUCAACGAGAAAAGGUUCGCCUUUACGGCUAAGGGCGGUAUUGUUGCUUGUAUGCCCGACUGCAGAGACGAUGCAACGACAACCACAGACGCUGAUGGCAUGGUUUGCACCCACUACCCCUGCCACUCCCCCAACUGUGAGCAAGGUCCAGCUCCGGAACCACAAGCUGCCUGUGAGUUAGUUGAGGACGGACUUGCCAUUCCCCUCUUCUACACUGUGACCAUUGUCGCAAACGGCUACAGUUGGAUCGAUGACGAUGGCAAGAAGCUGAAAAGUGAAGAAAAGGGCUGUGGAGCAAUGACGGAUUGGCAUUCCAGUGCGAUUGAAGUUGAGACAGGGGACGGUUGGACUGCGCGGCAUAUGUUUACUUUCACCUUGCCGAUAACUAUCAAGGCAGGCUGUGUAGAGAGGGCAAUCGCAAGUGCUGGGGGGCCCUCGGGUAUUCAGUGCGAUAACAAGGAGGGCGAUUUAUGGUGA
Messenger RNA from Fusarium proliferatum ET1, 2877 nucleotides. RefSeq lists its product as uncharacterized. NCBI's taxonomy places the organism in Eukaryota, Fungi, Ascomycota, Sordariomycetes, Hypocreales, Nectriaceae. The transcript has 6 exons. The coding region runs from base 1 to 2877 and encodes 958 amino acids. The record is from RefSeq and is a predicted model, not a curated record.